Botrytis deweyae is the source of this 1554-nucleotide messenger RNA. RefSeq lists its product as uncharacterized. The record is from RefSeq and is a predicted model, not a curated record. The coding region runs from base 1 to 1554 and encodes 517 amino acids. NCBI's taxonomy places the organism in Eukaryota, Fungi, Ascomycota, Leotiomycetes, Helotiales, Sclerotiniaceae. The transcript has 3 exons.
AUGUUUUCGCCGAUUCUUUACGAAAAUUAUACCAUCGAGGUGUUGGGUCACCAAAUCUCCAGCGUAAUCCCGUCCUUCGUUCCUUUUAUCAAGAACUUGGAGGUGAUUAUUGACAUUAGACCGGAAAUGUUGCCCGCAUUCAAACAAACCAGCCUGGAUUGUGUUUUGUUGAUUAUGAAAUAUCUGAACAAUACUAAGGAACUCCAAUCUUUCAGGUUGGUUAAUAACAGCCGUUUGUCCAUAUUUGAGGUUGGGGGUGAUGAUAUGGAGAAUGACAACAUCACGUGUGGCGCCUUGAUCUUAGAGAAUGCGACAUUAUUACGUCGCCUCAAAGACAUUCGAAGCCUUAAGAAGGUUCACUUUCGAAGUGCCGCUCUAGCUACCCGGGAAGCUGCUCAGGCUCCGCAUAUGUGUCUUUUCAAAGUGAGCGGAUUCGUCAACCUGACUAGUCUAGAGCUUUACGCUCUCCAUGGUGACAAGUACAGUAUCAUCAGAGAUCUGGUAGAAAUUUUACGCACAUCGCCUGCCCUACAGAUACUAGGUUUAGGUCUAACUGGAGAAUGGAUUCCUGAUACCCAAGCUUUUCUACAUAGAGAGGGAACCAGAGAUUGUCUCUCAGAGCUGUGUCGACUUUACAAAGAAAAGCCAGAGACUUCGCCAUUAAAUCUGAGAGAGCUCAAACUCGGAUGUGGUAUGAUUCCCUGGUUUAGCAUAUCGCAGAAUGAUACUCGGUGUCUGAGUAGUCUGGUUAAUACCGGAUCACUUCAAGAACUACAAAUAUUUAACGCAGAAGAUGAAGAAGCUUUCUACGAGAAAAUAAAUCUGGAUUAUCUGAGCAUGGAUAUUUGUCCAAAACUCCGAAAGCUUUGGGUCAAUAGGAUGUCGGAUGAGCUAGUCACUUGGUUAAUGACGAAACGCAACUCAGUGACUGAGCUGAUCAUGACAGACUACCAACCACAGUGGCGCUUUGUAGAAGCUAGGGAAGGACCAAUCAACAACAUCAGGCUACCGGAAACAAUAUCUUUACUGUAUCUCCGUGAGGAUGCAGAUACAGCAGACUACGGCCAAUUUUUAUACGACAUCUGUAGUACCUGGGAGGCGUCAAGAGCCUUCACUUCAAUUGCGUCGCGCCACAUGGCGGUUGGUUCUCAGUAUCUUACCGACCUUUCGGCUUCGAUUGACUUUGAAAUACAAUGGGACGAAUUUAGGUGUCAAAUACCCAAUGUUCCGUCGUUGACUCGACUCUCGUUACAAAGUAGGAGAACCAGAUCCCGUGCAUGGCCGUCGGCACAAGCGUCCCGCUGGCCUUACGUCAGAAGACCCCGAGAUAUUGCGUAUCGAUAUGCCCACACACUCGCUGAAGAAUCGAAUUCUCUAAGGUAUAUCGAAAUUGGUGAAUGGGCUUGGAAAAUAAAACGGAGACCAUUCGCACUCGAAGAGCUGGAUGAGGACGAAAAGGAAGCUAUAUAUCUGUUCAACUUACCGAAACUAAUAUCUGAAUCUGCUCUAGGAGGUCGGAGGGACAAUUUGGACUUUGAAAGUACUCACUACUAG